This is a messenger RNA of Jaculus jaculus (lesser Egyptian jerboa), 960 nucleotides long. RefSeq names its product olfactory receptor 1044. Lineage: Eukaryota; Metazoa; Chordata; Mammalia; Rodentia; Dipodidae. Gene Ontology annotation, biological process: G protein-coupled receptor signaling pathway; sensory perception of smell. The coding region runs from base 1 to 960 and encodes 319 amino acids. The record is from RefSeq and is a predicted model, not a curated record. The transcript has a single exon. Gene Ontology annotation, molecular function: G protein-coupled receptor activity; odorant binding; olfactory receptor activity. Gene Ontology annotation, cellular component: membrane.
AUGGCUCAGGUAAACUGCACCCAGGUGACAGAGUUCGUCCUUGUGGGGCUCACGGAGCGUCAGGAGUUGAAGAUGCCCCUCUUUGUGGUGUUCUUAUCCAUCUACCUUUGCACAGUCGCAGGCAACCUGGGUUUGAUCUUGGUCAUUCGAACAGAUGCAAGACUCAACACGCCCAUGUACUUCUUCCUCAGCAACCUGGCAUUUGUUGAUUUCUGUUACUCUUCUGUCAUCACACCCAAGAUGCUUGGGAAUUUCUUAUACAAACAAAAUGUGAUAUCCUUCAAUGCAUGUGCCGCUCAGCUAGGCUGCUUCUUGGCAUUCAUGACAGCUGAGUGCUUGCUGCUUGCUUCCAUGGCCUAUGACAGGUAUGUGGCCAUUUGUAACCCUCUGCUCUAUACGGUCACAAUGUCCCCAGGAAUAUGCUUUCAGCUUGUUGCUGUCCCCUAUAGCUAUAGCUUCCUAGUGGCAUUAUUUCAUGCCAUCCUUACCUUCCGACUCUGCUAUUGCCACUCUAACAUCAUCAAUCACUUCUAUUGUGAUGACAUGCCUCUCCUUAGGCUAACUUGCUCGGACACACACUCCAAACAGGUAUGGAUCUUUGCUUGUGCUGGUAUCAUGUUUGUUUCCUCUCUUCUCAUUGUCUUUGUCUCCUAUUUGUACAUUAUCUCUGCUAUCCUGAGGAUGCGGUCAGCUGAGGGAAGACGCAAAGCUUUCUCUACAUGUGGCUCCCACAUGAUGGCAGUGACCAUUUUCUAUGGGACUCUCAUCUUUAUGUACUUACAGCCCAGUUCUAACCAUUCUCUUGACACAGACAAGAUGGCCUCUGUCUUCUACACAGUCAUCAUCCCCAUGUUGAACCCCUUGAUCUACAGUCUCAGGAACAAAGAAGUAAAAGAUGCCCUAAAUAAAUUCAUCAUUAAUAGAAAUGAGGCUUUUAUGCUGAUGAAAUUAAGAAAUUGA